GCUCCUUGGCAGACGCCAGAGUAGCCUCUUCCGGGAGUGGGCGGAGCUUCUGGAUCGCCGGGCGGGGCUUGGCCUUCGUGGGCGGGGCGGGGCCUGGCCUGCAGGGUUUUGCUCUACUUGUUCCCUGGAUCUGCCCACGACAUGCUGCGGGCGCGCGGGCCUGGCCGGGGCGCUCCGCUGCUCCGGGCCGUGCUGGGUCUCGGGCGGCGCGGGCGGGCAUGGCAACGGCCGCAAGGCCAGGACACCGGCGUGCAGGUGCACAACAGCCUCACAGGCAAGAAGGAGCCGCUGAUCGUGGCCCGCGCCGACGCCGUCUCCUGGUAUAGUUGCGGACCCACUGUGUACGACCAUGCACACCUUGGCCAUGCUUGCUCAUAUGUUAGAUUUGAUAUCAUCCGAAGGAUUCUGACCAAAGUGUUUGGAUGCAAUGUGAUCAUGGCAAUGAGUAUUACCGAUGUGGAUGACAAAAUAAUCAAAAGAGCUAACGAGAUGAAUGUGUCGCCUGCUUCUCUCGCCAGUGUUUUUGAAGAAGAAUUUAAACAAGACAUGGCAGCCCUGAAGGUUCUGCCACCAACGGUGUACUUGAGAGUCACUGAGAACAUCCCUCAGAUAAUCUCUUUCAUCGAAGGCAUCAUGGCGCGUGGCCAUGCCUACUCAACAGCCAAAGGCAGCGUGUACUUCGAUCUGCGCGCACGAGGGGACAAGUAUGGCAAGCUGGUCAGCAUGGUUCCCAACGCAGCUGCAGAGCCGGCUGACUCUGACAAGCGACACACCAGCGACUUCGCCCUGUGGAAGGCAGCCAAGCCUCAGGAGGUGUUCUGGGCCUCGCCAUGGGGAGAUGGACGGCCCGGUUGGCACAUCGAGUGCUCCGCCAUGGCCAGCGAGGUCUUUGGAAGCCACCUGGACAUCCACACGGGCGGCAUAGACCUGGCUUUCCCGCACCAUGAGAACGAGAUUGCACAGAGUGAAGUGUUCCACCAGUGCCGUCAGUGGGGAAAUUACUUCCUGCACUCUGGGCAUUUGCAUGUGAAAGGCAAAGAAGAAAAAAUGUCCAAAUCCCUAAAAAACUACAUCACCAUUAAGGACUUCCUGCAGACCUUCUCCCCGGACGUCUUCAGGCUUUUCUGCAUGCUCACCAGCUAUAGGUCAGCCAUCGAGUACAGCGACAGCACCCUGCUGGAGGCCAAGCACCUCCUACUGGGGCUGGCCUCCUUCUCGGAGGAUGCUCGCGCCUACGUAAAGGGGCAGCUGACCUGUGGCCCCGUCUCGGAAAGUGUGCUGUGGGAGAGGCUGGCCAGCACUGAGAAGGCCGUGAGGGCUGCGCUGGCCAAUGACUUUGACACACCGAGGGCUGUGACCACCAUCCUGGACCUUGUGCACCACGCGAACAGACAGCUCAGGGCAGUCCCUAAGGAAGCUGCUGGCCCAAGAAGUCCCACUGUGUUUGGUGCCAUCAUCUCCUACGUCGAGCAGUUUUUUGAGACCGUUGGGAUUUCUCUGGCAAAUCGACAGUGUGCUUCAGGAGACAGCAGCUCAGCAGCUCUGCACUGCGUCAUCGAUGAGCUAGUGCGCUUCAGACUGAAGGUCCGCCAGUAUGCAUUGGCCACACCUGGGGCUACUGGGGAGGCCCGGAGACAGCAGCUCCAGGAGAGGCAGCCCUUGCUGGAGGCAUGUGACGCACUGCGCCAGGACCUCGCCACCCAUGGCAUCAAUGUUAAGCUUGCUCUCCUCUCGAGACGUGGCUCGACCAGGUUUGUGGGAACAAUGAUGAGGAUGAUGUGCACGCCUCUCCCCCACAGAGAGCCCAGGCUUAUGGGACACCUGCUGCCAGGAUUCAUGGCUUCAUUUUAUCUCACAGCUGACUAGCACUGCGGACACGCUGAGCAACUUGGCGAGCACAGCAGGCAGUCCCUGUCUCAAGCCCUCCAAAGCACCAUUCACCCAAUAAAAUUCACAUGGAGGCAUGAAAAGCAUGCAUGGUGGCUAGCAGAGCAAACACCCAGUGAUCUGUAGGUCAGUCUCCCUGCAGAGACAGGCCAUGGCUUGAGCUGGGCACAACACUGGAGCCCACGAACUCACC
Meriones unguiculatus (Mongolian gerbil) is the source of this 2080-nucleotide messenger RNA. RefSeq names its product cysteinyl-tRNA synthetase 2, mitochondrial (gene Cars2). Lineage: Eukaryota; Metazoa; Chordata; Mammalia; Rodentia; Muridae. Gene Ontology annotation, cellular component: cytoplasm. Gene Ontology annotation, molecular function: cysteine-tRNA ligase activity; ATP binding. Gene Ontology annotation, biological process: cysteinyl-tRNA aminoacylation. The coding region runs from base 142 to 1866 and encodes 574 amino acids. The transcript is spliced from 15 exons. The record is from RefSeq and is a predicted model, not a curated record.